Molecule: messenger RNA, 2958 nt
Organism: Orbilia oligospora ATCC 24927
Lineage: Eukaryota; Fungi; Ascomycota; Orbiliomycetes; Orbiliales; Orbiliaceae
Exons: 3
Coding region: 1-2958 (985 amino acids)
Biological process (GO): nucleoside metabolic process
Molecular function (GO): catalytic activity; protein binding
Source: RefSeq, a predicted model, not a curated record
AUGUCUACCCUUGACUACACGGUUGGGUGGGUUUGCGCUCUAUCCAUUGAGCGCGUUGCCGCGCAAGCACUUCUCGAUGAAGUCCACGAGUCUCCAGACGACUUCUCUCCAAACGAUAAUAAUAUCUACGUUCGGGGAAUUAUGGAGAAACACAAAGUGGUGAUUGCCGUAUUACCUAAGGGGGAAUACGGUAUAGCCGCAGCAUCGGCUGUCGCUAGGGAUAUGUUACGUACAUUCUCUAACAUCAGAAUUGGUCUACUUGUCGGAAUUGGCGGCGGCGCUCCAAGCGAAAAAAAUGAUAUUCGCCUCGGAGAUAUCGUGGUCGGUGCACCCAGCAACGGAGAGAGCGGACUUUUCCAAUAUGACUUUGGUAAAACAAUACAAAACCAGGAAUUUGAGACUACUGGGCACUUAGAUAAAGCGCCAACCAUCCUUCGAGUAGCAUUAAGCGACAUUGAAGUUGAAUACGAAAUGAAAGGUCAUCAAUUAAAGGAAAUUAUCUCAGCAACCUUCGAUAGAUGGCCCAGAUUGCGAAAAAAGUAUCAGCAACCGGAUCCAAGCAGUGAUAGAUUAUAUCAAUCGCAUAUUUGUCACCCUCCAAAGGAUGAAAGGAGCUGUAUGGGAGUCUGUGACCCAUCGAAACUGAUUGUGCGGCCCGACCGAGACAAUGACGAUAAUCCAACUAUACAUUACGGCUUGAUUGCUUCGGCCAAUCAACUAAUGAAAAAUGCUUUGAUUCGAGAUAGACUUGCUGCUGAAAAAAAUGUUUUGUGCUUUGAGAUGGAGGCGGCCGGACUAAUAAACCAUUUUCCGUGUCUGGUUAUUCGCGGGAUUUGCGACUACUCUGAUACUCACAAGAAUAAAGAGUGGCAAGGAUACGCAGCAAUGGCGGCAGCGGCAUAUGCGAAAGAUCUUCUCCGCCGAAUUCCUUCUAAAAAGAUCGAGGCUGAAGAGAAGAUUGCGGUGCUUAUUUCUAGUGUGCUCGGUACUCUAUCUAAAACUGAAGCCGAUGUAAAAGUCAUAAAAUCUAGUCUACAGGGGAAGGAAGACCUUGAGAUCCUUAAUUGGCUCACAGACAUCGACUAUGGUCCUCAACAAAGUGACUAUAGAAGUCGAAGACAAGCGGGAACAGGCCAGUGGUUGCUUAACUCGCCAGAGUUCCAAGAGUGGGUGGUCGGUGAUAAGCAAAGUUUAUUCUGUCCCGGCAUUCCCGGGGCUGGGAAAACUAUCAUCGCAUCGAUUGUGGUGGACUACUUGGUCUCGAAAGUUGGUAAUACGAAGGUUGGCCUUGCGUAUAUAUACUACGAUAUGCGUCAAACAAAACUACAAAACGCCAAUCACAUACUGGCGAGCCUCCUAAAACAGUUAGCUGAGACCCAGUCAUCUCUAUUUCCCGGUAUUAAAGAUCUCUACACCCACCACCACCCUAGGCACACACGGCCAUCAUUUGAUGAACUCUCGAAAGUUCUCCGGUCUAUAAUGAACACGUACUCAAAGGUUUUCCUUGUGAUUGACGCUCUCGAUGAAUCGCGAACGUCCGAUGGUUUCCAGAGGCUAAUCCUCACUGAGAUAUUCUAUCUCCGGAACCAACAUAAUGCGAAUAUAUUUAUAACAUCGAGGAAUAUCCCUGAGAUCACUGAAAUGUUCAAAGAGGGCAAAUCACUGGAGAUCCGUGCUCGGGAUGUGGACAUCGAGAAAUAUAUAAAAGGUCGUAUAUCAGAUGAGGGAAAGGAGCCACUGGAAGAACUACGUGAUAGAAUCAUAACGCAAACUUUGGGAAACCUUCCUAAAGGCUUAGAUGCAUAUAUCACCGCCUACGACGAAGCUAUGGAUAGGAUUAUUCACGGGUCUAAGAAUUUGGCGCAAUUGGCGAUAUCCGUCCUUUCAUGGAUUACCUGCGCAAAGCGGCCGCUAGUCACAUCGGAGCUUCAACACGCCCUCGCUAUACAGAUAGAAGACCAUGACCUAGAUGUCGACGACCUCAUACCUAUUAAGGACAUAAUUUCAGUGUGCGCCGGGCUAGUUGUGGUUGAUAAAGAGAGCGAUACUAUUCGGUUGGUUCAUACCACAACGCAGGAGUACUUUGAGCGUACACGACAACGCUGGUUUCCAGAAGCAGAAACUAAUAUCGCGAAAGCUUGCAUCGCAUAUCUACUAUUUUCCGAGUUUGAGAGUGGCAUGUGUUCGUCAGACAAAGUGUUCGAAGCGCGGUUGAUGAAAUACCGAUUUUACGACUAUGCGGCGCGAAAUUGGGGCCACCACACUACAACCACCUCAGCUGAAGAGGUUGAGCGAUUAGCAUCAAAAUUUAUUCGUAACGCACAGAAAGUCUCUGCGGCUAGCCAGGCGGCUACGGCUUCCAGAGGCUCCCAUAACUUUAGUCAGAACGUGCCCCGGCAAGUCACUGGCUUGCACUUGGCCUCAUACUUUGGACUAUGGAAGAUUGUUCGAACUCUUCUUUUAGAAGGAUCUGAGCCGGAUGUGAAAGACACACACGGACGAACUCCACUCGGGUUGGCUGCGGCGAACGGACAUGAUGCGGUCAUAUCACUCCUGUGCGCGAGUCACGCCGUGGAUUUAAAUAGCGCGGACAAAUACGAUAACACACCACUUUCGCUAGCUGCAGCACGUGGCCACCCUGCGGCUGUGGAGGUGCUCCUUCGGGACGACCGAAUUGACCGGGGACGCAAAGAUAUAUACGGCAAUACGGCUUUGGCUUGGGCAGAGGCGAAUAGACACGAUACUGUAGCCGAGCUUUUAUCGGGCCCUAGCAAUAACCCAACUGCAAUCGACACACCGAAAGACCCAUCCUUAUUGUUUCGAGCGGCUAAGGAUGGGAAUGGAGCGGCGAUUCGAAUGAUCGAAGUCAUCCUGCUGAUCCAAAGGAUGCGACUGGGCGGACGCCGCUUUCGUGGGCCGCUAUGGAAGGGCAAACCGAUGUGGUCAAAAUCCUACUAG